CAGGAGGGGAAAAAAGGGGGAACAGAUUUCCACACAUCACCGGAACGAAGGCAGACAGGAACCUUUGUUCGCUUGUGUUUGUUAUCCUCUCGGGCUUGUAACAGCGCUGCACAGGUCAUCUUUUGGUAGAAGAGAACUACAGAACCAUCACUCUUUCAGAAGCUAAUUCUUUGGUUUAUAAUAUUUCGUUUGCGCUUUUGGCUUAGCAUAAUGUGCAUGUGCGGUUUGAAUUAUAACGUCAUCUGAUUUUAUUGAUGGCAGUUAAUUACCUUGUUGGUUAGCUAGCUAGCUAGCUUGGUCAGCUAGAGCAGAGUCCCUGCUGUCAUUCAUGCAGUUCAAGUUCAGCUAAAGUUAUCUAAUGCUAGGUAUUGUUUUAACGCGUUUUUGUUAAGCUAGCAACAUGUCACAGGAGGGGAUUUUUCUGGACUCCGAACCGGUAGACCGGUUACAGAGCGAUGUCAAGGAGAAAAAGAGCAGAAGUCGCCUUGGUGUCAUCGUCACGGGGGUGCUGGGAGGGUCGCUGGUCGCCCUGUAUGCAGUAGCUACUCCGUUUGUCGCCCCUGCCCUGAGGAAGGUCUGUCUCCCGUUCGUCCCAGCGACCACAGCUCAGGUGGAGAAUGUCCUCGGGGCGCUGAGAGCCAGAUCAGGGACCCUCGUGGACAUUGGGAGUGGAGAUGGAAGGAUAGUGAUAGCAGCAGCCAAGCAUGGGUUUCAAGCAUCAGGCUUUGAGCUGAACCCCUGGCUGGUGUGGUAUUCUCGCUACAAGGCCUUGAGAGAGGGAGUCCACCGCUCCACUUCCUUCCACAUCUCCGACUUGUGGAAGGUCAGUUUUGCUCAGUACUCCAAUGUUGUCAUAUUUGGAGUCCCUCAAAUGAUGGACCAGCUGGAGCUGAAGCUGGCAAGCGAGUUGCCGAGUACAGCCAAGGUGGUGGCCUGCCGCUUUCCCUUCCCUACUUGGGUCCCUGAAAAUACCGCUGGGGAGGGCAUAGACACUGUGUGGGUGUACGAUGCCAAGGCAUUUAAAUCACACCUGCAACAUGGAAUGACAAUUAGGACAACACCAGAACAUGAGGACACACCAGAGUCACACAAAUAAAUGCCAAUCCUGCAUUGCAACUCUGGGAUGGUCUUAUUUUUUUUUUUCUCCAUGCAAUGCUACUCUGAGAUGGACCUGAAAUUUCUGGCAUGUUCUGUUUUUUUAAAUGUGCUACAGUGUGUUCAGAUCAAUGUCGAUGAUCUAACAUUAAUGAUCAUAAUGAUCAAAAUCAAUGUGGAUAAUUGAUUAAUCAUCAACAUCAAUGUACAAGUGUGAGAUGGAGCAAAGUAGGAAAAAGCAACUGAUUGAUACUGGCCUUGGGGAGUGGUUUACACUCAUGUUAAAACCAGUCCAGGGAUUAAAGAGAGCGUAAAUGGUAAUGACUUGAGAAAGUUAAAUUCCUUAUAGGAAGAAGUGGUACUGGCCAUUAAUGAUUGCAUAACUUCUUUAUAGAAAGUUAAGUUGUAUUUAUCCCUUCCUGACAGACGGAGGUGUUGCCAAGUGGGCCGUGGCUGGCAAAUGUAGCAAGCCUUUCUGACAGAAGAUUGUUCACCAUAAUAUUUUGUACUGGUACUAUAUACAGAAAACUUCUGCACUGGGUUCUAUUUUGAGUCUUGUGUAUUUAUAAAUAAAAUGUAUCAUGUAGUUGUCAA
Molecule: messenger RNA, 1689 nt
Organism: Perca fluviatilis (European perch)
Lineage: Eukaryota; Metazoa; Chordata; Actinopteri; Perciformes; Percidae
Product: ATP synthase subunit C lysine N-methyltransferase-like
Exons: 4
Coding region: 401-1096 (231 amino acids)
Biological process (GO): peptidyl-lysine trimethylation; regulation of mitochondrial ATP synthesis coupled proton transport; positive regulation of proton-transporting ATP synthase activity, rotational mechanism
Cellular component (GO): mitochondrion
Molecular function (GO): protein-lysine N-methyltransferase activity
Source: RefSeq, a predicted model, not a curated record